UCAGUCUCUCGUCGCCUUUGGUCCCGCGAGGUGCCUCCGUCCUGCCUCUCCAUCCCUCUCGCUCACUGGCCAGACACUCCCUCCCUGGGUACCUCGCCCUUUCCCUAGCGCCCUCCCUUCUCCCUUUAUCCCUCGGCCGAGCGCCCUGCCCCGGAGCUAAGGUAUCACACGACCGGCGUUGCGCGGGGGACGAUGAUAACGCGCAUGACCUCAUAUUGACACAAUCGCAUGACAAGGGACGGUCUGAGAAGGCAUUGUCGUCACCAGGAAGGAUAACUAUUUGGCGUGGCGUUGAAGUCGCCGCCAGACACGUAACACGGCAGACGACUCGUGGCCAGUCUUUACAGAUUAUGUGACACGAAUUCCUGCACGCACACUUCCAGACAAUACAAAACAAUAGCUGUUCUAGUGUGUUUUUGUUGUCAUUUUUUUGUUUCUUUCGUGCCCAGAAAACUUUUUUAUUCUAAUUAAGGGGCAUUCUCAUAGUAAGAACACCAAAACCAGAUAAAUAGCCCCUGAGGUUAUAUACAUAUUUCACUGAAAAAAACUGCGUAAGAUUAGACGAAAAGGAAAACCAUAAUAAAUAUACAAAAGAUACAACCACUUAUCCUUGUACAAACAAAAGAGACACCACCAACAAUCAACACAAGUGCUCCCGAAUCCUCCCGAAACAGACUAUGUAAAGAAUCGAACCCUUUCCCUCGUUAUUCCAACCCCCCACUGACAUCCUCUCCACACCACAGCGUCUGAGGAUGUGGCCCUGUGACCUUAUUCCCAACUUGGCACUCAUCUGGCCGACAGAGUGGCACUUAAGCGUCACGGAGUUGCUUCUGGCCACGGUGCUAUGCCUGCUCUCCUGCCUGACCAUUUGCCGCGCCCGCCAUUUUUACCUCUGGCGCCGACAUGGAAUUCCUGGUCCUCCGCCAUCUCUCAUUUUUGGAAACCUUCUUCAACUUCGUACACGGGAUAAGGACGUCCUUGGAGUACAGACGGAGUGGCUGCAGAAGUACGGAAAAGUGUGUGGAUACUACAUCGGUUACCGCCCUACGCUGAUGGUGGCUGACCUGGGAAUCCUAAGUCAAAUUCUCAUAAAGGAUUUUCCUGCCUUCGCUAACAGGGCUCGCCAUCACCUAGCCACCAAACCCUACUGCGACAUGCUCGUGGACAAGAGAGAUCAAGAAUGGAAGAUGCUGAGGACCCUUAUUAAUCCGGUAUUUUCGCUCGCCAAACUCAAGCAGAUGCUUCCACUAAUGCAAAAUUGCGUCGACGACUUGCUGGGCGUCGUGUCCGAUUACGUGGAUAGUGGCCAUGACUUCGACAUCUUUAGCCUAUCGCAAGGAUUUACUCUUGACGUAAUCGGACGAUGCGCUCUGGCCAUGCGAAUCGACUGCCAAAGAAAUCAGCAGGACCCUCUUCUCCAGCUGAUUCGCCGUUUUUUCAAAUUCGCGAUCUCUCCCCUCGUCAUUAUGGCUAUGGUGGCGCCGGCUUUGGCUCCGUGGCUCAGGUGUUUCAGGGGGACCACGACUUCGGCGCUGGUCGAAGCCAGGGUCAUCUCCAAUCUGAACGAAGUCAUUUGUCGCCGGAGGAAGACGCCGGGGAACAGCGUCGACUUCCUCCAGCUGCUGAUCGACGCAUCUGGCGAAGGCGUCGACGAGAACUCCCGCCUGGAGAUGCUGGACCCCUCGUCGUAUCCUCCGGCGCAGGAGUCGUGGCCGCCCGGAACGACCUCUUCCUCCCUUCCUCCGUCGAGUCGUUCAUCUCUCCCGACGAAGGACGACCACAACUGCAUGGUUGAUACGUGUUGCCGCUUAACGAAGGGGAGGACCUGGAACCUACCUGGGGAAAGGACUUCUGAAGGAGGCGCGGGAGACGUUAGGAGUCUUGGCGGAGGAGGAGGAGGAGGAGGAGGAGAAGGAGGAGGAGUAGGAGUAGGAGGAGGAGGAGAUAUUUCCCGUGGGAACGAUACCAAAGUCUCAGUUCCGGGCGACGAUAUCAGUGGCGAUAACACGACUAACAUCAUCACCGCUGGCAAAAGUCGUCGUGGAAGUAACGAAGACAGGAUGAGUCGUUCGAGAAGUCAGGAACGACCGAAUAGCAGCAGUAGCAUUGGGAGCAGCGAAGACAAGCCAAGUCGUUCCCGAAGCCAGGAACGACCACCAACCGGAACGAACACCAACGACACUAACGAAAAACCACCGAGUCGUCCCCAGAGCCACGAACGACCACCACGCAAAACGAACACCAACGACACUAACGAAAAACCACCGAUUCGUACCUCACCUCAGGAACGACCACACCUCACCGACGACGAGGUAGUGGCCAAUGCCUACAUGUUCGUCCUCGCGGGUUACGAAACGACCGCCAACGCCAUCGCUUUUACCUCGUACACCUUGGCCAGGUAUCCGCAGUGGCAGGAACUCUGUGUCGAGGAGCUACGGAAGGUGAUGGACGGACAGGAACAGAACGAGUUAACGUACGAGCAAGUGAGCUGCUUGCACGUGUUGGAACGAGUCUUUCAAGAAACCCUACGCAUUUACCCGCCGGUCCCCUCCUUCGUGACCCGGGAGGCAGGGCUGACCCGAGAGGUGGGCGGGGUCACCAUUCCUUCCGGGGUCAACGUUACCGUCCCCGUCUGGCACAUUCAUCAUGACCCCGCCCUCUGGCCUGACCCCGAGAAGUUUGACCCCGAUAGAUUCCUGCCGGAGAUGAAGAAAGGGCGCCCCUCCCUGGCAUGGAUGCCCUUCGGAGCGGGUCCCAGGAACUGCAUCGGUAUCCGCUUCGCCCGUCUCGAGGCAAAGUUGGCACUGGCAACACUGCUCAGGGAUUACGUCAUCGAGUUGGCACCCUGCGUUAAGGACCCUUUGCCCGUCGGCGUACAAACUGUGACGCUGUGUCCUACCGAAGGAGUAUGGCUGAGGGCGAGAAGGAGAACGCAGAAGGAAUAGAUCCUAUAAAAGUACUAUGUACGCAAUGAGGAUAUCAUCUGUGAACUAAAUGAAAUAAGUUGAUAUACAAUACAUAUAUUUCUAAAAGUUACUCCCUAAACAAAUUACGUUUUUUGUGCUUACACUUCAAAGAAAAUGGUCAUACCAGUACUUUAGGGGUAACAAUACUAUCUUGGUAUGAGACAUAAAAAAUGGACAAAUAGUAAGUUUGGGACAAUAUGUAAUAUAAGGUAGUGGCAGAGUUGGGUUAUAAAACUGACAUGAAAUGAUAGAACAGUACAUACCAAACAAAGUUCUUCUAUGGCAAUAUGUGUGCAAAUGCUUGCCAAGGGUGCCAUACGUAAAACAAAAGAAAAGAUCUCCCAAUUUUGGCCAAGUCGCUCACCUUCUUUACAUUGCGAGGGUGAAUUCUAGAUGCAUAUACUACCACAGGGGUAGUAUAUGGGGCUAGGUGCAUAUACUACCACGGGGGUCCAGGUGGUGUAGCCCCCGGCUAGGCGUAUAUAUUACCACAGGGGGCCAUGGGGCAGAGCCUCUUGAUUAGGGACAAUAUACCACGAUGUUCGGUUAGGUUGGAUGUUGGGUUAGGACGUUUUGUUUAACAACCACGGGGGUCUGUUUUACCCCAUAAUUUCCCUGAUAUACUUUAUGUCCUCCCCUACUAUUGGGACUAUCAAAUCAAGAUUGUCGAUGGAGAUGGUGAUCAUAACUCCUCAACAAUUCAUUUGCACAAGGAACAAUGCCUAGAAUAUAUAUAUAUAUAUAUAUAUAUAU
This is a messenger RNA of Penaeus indicus, 3719 nucleotides long. RefSeq lists its product as uncharacterized. The coding region runs from base 753 to 2945 and encodes 730 amino acids. Gene Ontology annotation, molecular function: iron ion binding; oxidoreductase activity, acting on paired donors, with incorporation or reduction of molecular oxygen; heme binding. The record is from RefSeq and is a predicted model, not a curated record. The transcript has 12 exons. NCBI's taxonomy places the organism in Eukaryota, Metazoa, Arthropoda, Malacostraca, Decapoda, Penaeidae.